CCCCAAUUGGCAAUUACUUGUCCCCUUCCGCCCUCCAAUUGCAAAUAGCCUGCCGUUUCUGUAACCCGUGCCUCCUGACCCGUGAUGAAAUUAAGGGUAUUUAACAGCAGUUAAUAGGCACAAAUGAUUCCAUAACCUGACCAUUAAGAUGAAAGGCUGGGGGAAAGGCGACGAUGCUAAGAUUGCUAACAAAGGGGGUGGCAAGAAUACUGCCUUGCCAUGCCCCAGCGGCCAAGCCAUGGCAGGUCGAGACAACCGAGCGCCUCAAGCGCAUCAGCAGCCAGCAUCGGGUGCUGCAGCGCCUGGAGGAGGGGGAGGGCCUCAGGCGGUGCUAUUGGCCAUUGAGCGUGAGCUGAAAGCAGCGCGUCAACAGUUGCACCAACAGGGCCAAUAUGCGGCGUUUACAGCAGCACUCUCCAAGGCGUGGCCGUCUCUGGAGCGCCUCGGCACGCUGCGCUCUUCCGAAGAUGUUGUGCGGCGAAUUCGUUAUGGUGACAACAACUACUUGCUCGACUAUCUUAUGCGCGAGAAGCGCAUCCUAUCGGCAAUUGCCUCCUACCUCGCCGUACAUUCCGGCGUGGCUACGCUUCAUGACCUGGAGGCCUUCAUCAUGGAAAGAGAGCGGAAGCACCUGCCCACCGGUGCCGCUGCCCAGCUUUCCGACAUGCUCCGCAGCUACAAUGACCUCAUGUUGGGCCCGCUGGUACGACACCCGGAGGUCAUCAGGGCCAAGUUAGCAGGGCCCGGCAUGCCGCCCGGCAUGCCCGAGCCCAAGGUCACGAGGGUGGACGUGUUGGCGCUGAUAGCUGAUAAGCUACGCAGCCAGCGCAAGGGGCAGCCGGUGACAGCGGAGGAGGUGGAGUUGCUGGUGCAACGGGCGUACGACAAGUCAUGCCUGGACCUAGGAGUGAACGUGGGGCCUCAUCUGGGGCUGUUGGUGGGGGACCUUCUCGCGGCCUCCUUCGGAGCCUCCUCAGAGUUGAACAACCUGAAACGGAAGGUGAAGGCGGAAUUGACGUCUGCCGCUCAACAAAGCAUGAAGCCACUGUUGCAGGCCAUGUCAAGCCAAAUCGUUGCGAGCACGCGUGAGAUGAAGGAAAUGGCAAAGGCCUUUGCAGCCUCCCGCGUUCAGCAACUGCAUAAGGCUGACGAGGCCGCAGCGGCGGGGCAGCAGUAUGCAAUGCCCUUGGAAGUGGCCCUUGAUGGGUUGUAUGACCGCCUCCGGGACGUGUUGGGUCCCUCCUCCAAGGCCAUCUCCUUGGGCGAUCUGGGAAUGGAAGCGGUGAAGCAUGCGGCGGAGUGCGCGACGUACACCCUGGAACCUGAGUUGCCUGCAACAUGGCUUCGGCUGCUUGGGGAGGACUCCGCGAGCUACGUCUUAUCGCUCAUGGAGAGGGGCAUUGUGGAAGUCAAGAGCGAGGUGCUAAGACCGCUUUGGAACGCCCUGGAGGCUGUAGCGCUACUGGUCGUACAAGCCCGUCAUGCGGCCCGCUGGCAGCAGCAGCAGCUGCAGCAGCUGCAGCAGCAGAUGGAGCUUCUGGCGGAAAUCGUGGGGCAGCAGGAGAAGUUGGGAAGCGAGGACGCGGAGGAGGAGAAGGAGGAGGAGGAGGAGGAUGCCGCCAGCACCGCAGGGGUGCGUUUCCGUGGAGCUGCUGGCGGGGAGUCCGGCAGAGAGUCGCGUGGCUGGUCACAAGCGGACGGGUUUGAGUUACGGAGCCGCAGUCGACGGGGCGGUGGUGGUGCCGGAGGGGCUGCGGCGCCUCGUCAGCCGGUGUCCUGGAGGCGGCUGCGAGCGCUGGUGGCGGAACUGAAUCAGGGUCUCUCCCUCCGCGCCCUCGCCUCCCUGGAGUGUGAGGUGGCCCAGGCUCUGGGCUGCCGUACAUUUGCUGAGCUCGGGCGGGGACAGUCACUGCUGGCAGCCCUGGUAACUCACGAGGACCUGGUAUGGGAGUUGCUGGGCGGGGAGGAGGCGGCGGCGGCACUGCUGACCGCAGCAGGCUCGUCUGGGCUGCAGGAGGGGGCAGCAGCGGCACUCAAGCUGACAGCGGCAGGAGGGGGAGGAGGUGGAGGUGGAGGGGGUUAUGGACCCGUGGGUCGGGAGGAGGUGCUGACGCUGGUGGGGAUGGUGCUGGCAGCCAGGAGGCGUGCGGCAGCAGCUGGGGAAGGCGGCGCUGCAUCCUCCCGGCAGGACGGCCGCCCCUACGAUACUGCCAACAACGGUAGCAACACGAACGACGAUGGAGAUGACGCCGACGUGGCAGCAGUGGAGGAGGCGCUGCGACGACAGUACGGCAUUCCAUGCGCUGUCGUACUCGGCUUCGGGCCUGUACGACACCUCAUUGCUGAGGCAGAAGAAACACUGAAGACGGCGUCAUCGCUGUACGGCACGUCCGUCGUACCCUCAUCUUCACCCGCAUCAGCUACCGCCGCUCAAGCUGCUGCUGUAGUGGUUCCGGAGCUUGGUUUGGUGGGCGCUAGCGCUAGCAGUGUUGGUGGAGGUGGCGGCAUGGGCCUGUUGGGUGAUAUGGGCAGUGACGCGGCUGCUGUUGCAGCGGCUGCUGCCGCCUGCCUGGAUGCCGCUCCGAUGUGCGGCGACCUGGGCGAGUGGAGCCGGUGGGAGGAGCUGUUCAGGCCGCAGCUGGGACCAUUGAAGCUGUACCUGCAACAACAGAGGUCCACCCAGCCGGGUGGUGCGGGUGGUGUUGCUGCUGCCGGCAGCUCCUGGCGUGUGGUGGAGGCUGCUGGCGGGCGGCUGGUCAAGAUCCCCGCAGGACUGGGAGUGCAGGGUUUCCUCUCGCUCUUCCAGCAGCGGCUGGGGGCGCUAGACGGGCGGGGCAUGGCCGCCGCACUGCUAGGGCUGCUGGGGGAGGCGGGAGGCGCGGAGGGGGCACCGCUGAGGUACCUGGAGGGUCUCGUGGAGGGCAGCUGGGCAGCCUGGGUGGAGCGGCAGGGGGGAUCAGGUGCAGGUGCAGGUGUGGCAGGUAUGGCAGCGGGCCGGGGGGCCCUACGUGCUGCCGUCAGCGGCUGCCACCGCCCGCACCCGCACCAGCCGCUGCUGCGCUGCUGCCUGGAGUGCCUGGGGGCGGUGCCGCUGAGAGCCGUGCGGGGCAGCCUGGCGGCGAGUGUGUUGCUCCCCCCACUAGAGAACCCCCACAUCCUGGGUCGGGGCUGGCAGGAGGCGCUGCUGGCGGCAUGUGCAGGCCCGCAGCAGAGGUCUAUCUUGCACCAGUUGGGUAUGGAUCUGCGAGUGGAGGAGUGGUGUCGGGACUGGCUGGCUGCCCACGUGCCGCCGCCAGCACCGCCCCCGCAGCAGCAGCAGCCCCCCGCCGUACAGCAACAGCAGCAACAGUCGCAGCCGCCUGCGCAGCAACAGUCGGAACUAUCCCCCGCACAACCUUCUGCUGCUUCUGCUGCUGCGACUGGCCAGCAGCUCCGGCCCCAACCCCAGCCAGGAUUGGCUGCAGGGGAGCAGCAGGAAGGGGCAGCCACAACGGGUAGCGAGGAAAUGGCAAUCAGGCCUGGCGAACCACCACAACAACAACAUCGGCAGGAUGUCAGCGGGGGCGGUGGAUCGAGGGGCAGCUGCGAUGUUCCUGUCGCUGCUGCUGCUGGCAAGAGCAGUGCCCUGGGCGAGGGCACAGCGGCAGCUGAUGGAUCUGACAACACCGCAGCUGAGGCAGGCUGCGCAGGAGGGGGAUCAGGGGCAGCAGGAGCAGCAGAUGCCGAUGGGAAGCAGCAGCAGCGGGGCGGGCAGCAGCAGCUGGGGGGAACAGCAGCGGGUGCUGAGGCUGAGGCUGAGGCGGAGGCUGAGGAGCGGCGACGCCUGGGGGCGCUGGUGGUGGAGAGGAUUCGGCAUACGUACGGUGUUGACAAGCAGUUUUCCGACCCGGACGCCGUGGAAACCAUCCGGUGUAACACGCAGCGAGUGGGCAAUGCGGUGGAGCAGCUCUCUGCACAGCUGUAUUCCAAGGACCUUCACUUUGUGAUGGAGCUGCUUCAGAACGCGGAGGACAACAGCUACCCCCCUGGCGUGCUGCCCUGUCUGGAGUUCGUGCUGACACCCUCAGCGCUUGUGGUUCUCAACAACGAGAUGGGGUUCAAGGAGGCGGACAUUCGUGCCCUCAGCGACGUUAACAUGAGCACCAAAAAGAAGAAACGCGGCUACAUCGGCAAGAAGGGCAUUGGCUUCAAGUCCGUGUUCAAGGUCUCCUCCGCUCCCGAGGUGCACUCCAACGGCUUCCAUGUGGCAUUCAGUCGCACCCUGUACGGCAACCUAGGCAUGGUGCUGCCCUCUGCCGUACCGCCGUACAACGGGGCGGAUCUGCCCAGCCAGCUGGGGCUGAUCCCCGGUGGAGGCGCGAGAACCAUCAUACGACUGCCGCUGGCUGUGGCUGCGGGGGCUGUCUCAGGGGAGGGUGGCGACGGAGGUGGUGAUAACGAGGAGGCGGCAGCGGCGGCGGCGGCUUCGGCAGCGGCUGUAGAUAGCCUGCGACGACCCCUGUCUGAGGUGGACCCCCGCCUCAUCCUCUUCCUUAAGAAGCUCCGGUGCAUCGCUGUCACGGAUGCGGCGGGAGGAGCUGGUACGGCUGCCACAACCGCAGCCGCUGACGACAGCACCCUUGGCGCUGGCUACGGCGGUUACGGUGAUGCACCCUUCUCGCUAUCCUAUGGAGGUGAUGGUAACGGCGAUGGAAAUGGCAAUGGCGAUGGCAGCGGUGGUGCUGGUGCUGGUGCAAGCGCGGGGCAGGGCUGGAACGGCGGUCUGAGCAGCAUUCAGGUCCACAAGGAGGAGCUGGGAGGGGGUCAGGUGGCGCUGCGGUUCGGACCCGUGGGUCACCUGCAGGAGAGCCGCUGGCUGAUCGUGAGCGACAGCUUCGCGCCCAGCGUUGACCGUGGCGACCUAUCCGCCGGUGAGCUGGGGGAGACGGAGGUGGCCCUCGCCUUCGACCUGGGAGCAGCAGCGGACAUUGCUGCUGCUGCCGCCAGUGCCGCCGCAUCUGCUGCUGCUACAGCUAACAGCACCGGCGCCGCUGGCAGCCGCGGCAGUGGUGGGGCGGCGCCAACAGCGACGCCAGCAGCAUCCAGGCUGGGCGGUGCUUCACUGCCGGCGGCUGCGCUCCCUCGUCCGCCCCGACAGGAAGUGUUCGCCUACCUGCCCACUCGGGACUACGGGCUGAGGUUCAUGGUUAAUGCGGACUUCAUUGUGACAACCAGCAGAGAGGCGGUUGACAACAGCAGUGCCUGGAACCACAUGCUGGCAUCGCGCAUCCCGCAGCUCUUCGCAAGGUCGCUGUCAGAGCUUCAAAAGCUGGAUGAGCAAGCAAUGCAGGAGGAGCAGGCGCAAGAGGACGGCACGAAGGAGGAGGCGCAGCAGCCACAGCAAGAAAAGGAUGUCCCGGCGGCACCCGAAGGACCCGCUGCAGUGGGACCGACCCGUGGGUCACCUGCGGACCAGCCGCUACCCCGGCUGCCGCCCCACGGCUGGCUGAACUACUGGCUGAGCUGCCUGCCGCUGCCGGACGAGCCGCACGACCUGUUCGCCAGCCUGCCCGCGCGCAUCGCCGAGUGCGCUCGCGCCGCGGUGCUGCUGCCCACCGCGUGUGGCCGCAUGCUGUCACCCGCGAGCCACCAGCUGCGGGUCUGCCACGACCCACGGGUCAGGGAGCUGCUGGCAGAACCCAGCAUGCAGGCGGCUCUUCGUUCCGCGGGGCUGUACUUUGUGUCGGAGGCGGUGGCGCCCCUGCACUGCAGCGCCCGCCUGAGGGCGAUGCUGGGGGUGCAGGACUUCCAGGCGCAGGACAUGGUUGACUUGCUGGAGAUGAUGCUGGUCACCGCCCACACCAGCAGCAACACAACCCCUCCUGCGACAUCGCCCACACCAGACCAGCCCGAACCAGCCCCCUCCUCCUCCUCCGCCACCUCCUAUGGCCCCCUCAGCCUGGCUCUGCUAGCCCGGCUGCUGCUGGUCAUCUUCUCAGCGCUCGGGGUGCGACCCGCGGGAGGGGCGACAGGCUCAGGACCUGCAGCAGGAAGAGCAGGAAUCCGCAGUAGUACUAUACCCGCACGACCCCACAUGCGACACCAUCAGCAGCAACCACCCACGUCACGAACAGCUGCUGCUGCUGCUGCCGUACUUCCGCAUCACAACGAACGCCUGUGGGCCACCCUGCGCCGCCUGCGGAUCAUUCCGCUGCUGCAGCAGCAGCAGCAAGCGGGAGGAAGCAAGGAGGAGGGCAAGCAGCAGCAGAGAGGUGGUACCAAUGACCCAUGGGUCGCGGCAGCUGCUGCAGGCGGCGCGGCAAGCUCUCAGUAUGUGUUCAUGCUACCUGGCGAGGGUGAUGAACCUUACGGUGCUGCUCCUGCUCCUGCUGCUUCCUCUGCUCGGUCUGCUCCUUCUGCUGCCGGCGGAAGUGGUCUGUCAGGGGUGUUGGCUGCGGUAGGGUUGCCUCCCGACCUGCGUCCCCUGCUGCAGCCCCUGCAGGAUCUCCAGAUGCUGCUGGGAUCACCGGCAGCGAGAGGUGCAGGUGCAGGCGGAGGCGGGGCUGCCGCAGCUUCUAACUCCACCACCGCGAGUGCAGGAGGGCAGCGGCCCCACACGGGCACCCGUACCCGCAGCGCCCUCCCCUCCCGCAGCAACAGCAGCCCCAACACCCCUCGAAUCCGCUUCCUGGACCCCCGUCUAGCGGAGCAGCUGCCGCCAGGGGAGCAGCGUGCCGUACUGCUGGCGGGGCUGCGGGAGCUGGGUGUACGACAGCUGGAGGCGGCUGACGUGUACGACAUGGCCGUACUGCCGCUCAUGAGGGCGUACGGCAAUGCGAUGGUGAUGGCAGAGGGUCGUGCAGCGAAGUGCGGAGGGGAGGACUCUCCUGCUGGUGUUGGUGGUGAUGACGGUGGUAGUGGUACGACAAAGUCACAGUUGCCUGAGCUACCUGCAUCGACGCUGGUUUCGUGUUUGGCUUUCCCACUGGCAGCGGGUUUGUUGACCCCGCCUCAUCGCGACACCGCCAGCAUUCCCAACAGCAACACCAACACCAACACCCCGAACAUUCCGUACGACAAGUACGAUGACGAGUACGACAACAGAACCCCCGCCGACACCGAUGACGUCAUCCUUCUGGAGGAGCUCCGCUCCUGCGCGUUGUUGCUAACUGACUCGGGAGAUGUCGUACGCUGCCCAUCUGCUACUGCUACCGCUGCUGCUGCUACUAGCACCACUGCCGCGGAGCUCUUCCUGCCCGCUCGGCUGUGCCCUGGGGGGUUCGAUCUGCGGCGCUGCUUCCCCGAGUGGUGUGCCAGCAGGCGGCUAGCAGUGCUGUCGGAUGCCUACCUGCUGAGUGGGGGAGAGGCGGUGACGGAGGCAGCGUGGGCCUGGUUGUUCCGGCAGCUGGGUGCCACGCCCUUCCUCAAACUGCACCCCCGCACCGUCUUCCUGCGCCCCACCCACCUCCUGCUACCCGCUGCUACGGGCCCUGCGUCUGGCGGUACCUCCAGCACCACCACUGCAGCAGCCGCCGCAGCAGCAGCAUCCGGCAAGGGCGCUGCCCCUAACGCUCCUGCCGAUCACGGGCGGGAAAGUGAGGAGGAUGGUGGCAGUUGUGAGGACGAGGCUGAAGAUGCUGUCUGGGCUGCCUCACGCGGUCUGAUCCUGCCCCUGGAAGACUCCCCCUGGCGCUUCUUCGCUCUGCCGCCACCGCAGCACCCGCAGCACCCGGGCACCCCCCAUCACCAGCAGCAGCAGCAGCACCCGCAGCAGCAGCAGCAGCCGCGGCUGCCUGCCUGCCCCCCCGGCUGCGUGUGGCGGCUGGCGGACGUGAGCUGCCCCGCGUUGGAAGACCUGCUGGCAUGCAUACUGCAAGAGGAGAAGCAGGAGGAGAACAAGAAGAAGAAGAGAGGUGGCACAGAGUCCCUCGCCUCCUCCUCCGCAGCCGCCGCCUCAGCACCCGCUGGCUACCUGCAGCUGCAACACCAGCUGUGGCCGUGGCGGCACGGUGUCGGUGCCAGCAGCGGGGACGUACUACCAGGCCAGCAGGCAGCAACCGCAGCAGCAACGCAGCCAACGCCACCACCCGUGCUCAGCUCCCGUCAGACAGCGCUGCUGGGUCGCCUGGCGCAGGAGUUGGAGCGGCAGUGGGGGGCGGGGCGGUACGGGCAGGGACUGAGUCUGAGGGCGGGGGUGCGGGUGGUGAGUGAGGAGCAGGCGAGGGAGGAGCUGGCGGCGGAGGUGGGGGUAGUUGCUGGCAGCGGUGGUGCGGCUGGUGGCAGUGCUGGCAGGGUUGCGAAGGGUGGUUUCGGCGGUGGGCGGGGCAUGAGCGGAGGGAGGCAGCGGGAUGAGGCAGUGGCGGCAGAGGUGGAGGAUACGUCGUGCAUGAUGCUGCCCAGCUCGUUUGCCUUGGUGCUGAGGACCAAGAGGUGGCUGCCCACCAGUCUAGGCACCGCAGCUGCGGCAGUGCCCCGGGGACCUGUCCCUGGUGCUGCUGUCACCGGUGCUGCUUCUGGCGGUGCUGCUGGCGGUGCGGGUGGGGUUGAGGUGGCUGGCGGCGCGGGUGUUGCGGAGGUGGAGGUGGAGGUGGUACCGCAGCUGCCGCGACUGGUGAAGCUGUUUGGCGACUCCCCGCUCCCCUACCUGGCAGUGCCUGGGCUGUCCCCCUCCGGCCCGCUGCUGCGAGCCCUGGGGCUGCCCGCUGAGGUCUCCGCACCCCUGGUGCUGGCACUGCUGAGCAAGCUAGCGGCUGCCGGCAGCAGCAGCAGCAGUGGCAGCAGCCCCCCAGCGGCGGUGGCUCCCCCACUGCUGCUGGAGCCGGGCUGCCUGCACCGGGUGUACGGCUAUCUGGCAGCGGAGGGGCAGCGUGAGGAUGCGAGCUGGGUGGCGGUGUGUGCGGCGUUCGAGCGGGGGCGCCUGAUUUGGCUGCCCGACGCGCCCCUCCCGGCCCCUGCCGGCUCCUCCUCCUCCUCCUCCUCCGCCGCCGCCGCCCUCCGGGUUGCCGGCCGCUUCUACUCCGCGAGCCAGGUGCGGCUGAGCGACCCCACCGGUGUGAUGGAGCAGCUGGCGGCAGAGGAGGCAGCGACGGCAGGGACGGGUGCGGGGGCGGGGGCAGCAGCAGUCCGAGGCAGGAGUAGCAGUGUGAAGGGCGGCGGCGGCAGCAGCAGCGGAGGCAAGGAGGGCAGCAGCGGCAAGGACAAGGGCGCAGCGGGGGGCCGCCUUGUGCGUGUGUUGGACGUGCACUACCCGCCCAAGGUUAUGUCCUUCUUCGAGGAGCUCUGUGCCGUCACCGCCGCCACGUCCACAUCGACAACACACGCCCCCCCUCCGCCGCUGCUGGCCCGCCACCCCUCCCUGGAGGACUACAUGGCGGCCCUGCGCCGCAUCACGGAGGGGGAGGAGACGGCGUCGGCACGGAGCAUGCAGCUGGUUCGCUCCAUCCUGCUGCGCUGGUCGGAGGGUCUGUCCAGCGGCGCCCUGCCCGCGGGGGGUCCGCUGGCGGGUCGGUUGGCGCUGCUGCUGCCGCCGCUGCGCGUGUGGCCGGAUGUGGCGGGCGGCUGGGCGGCCUGCCGGGAGGGUCUGCUGGCCAACGAUUCACCCGAGCUGGCUCGACUGUUCGGGAAGAUGCAGGGUGUUCACAUCUUGGAUGCCAACUUCUGCGGCCCCCUGUCGUCUGCUGCCGAGCCAGCUCCCGGCACCGGCACCACCAGCACCACCAGCAGCGGCUCGUUAGCCCCCCUGUUGGAGCUGCUGGGGGUGCGGCGGCUGUCUCAGUGCGUGGAGGAGGAGGUGCAGUACGAGGGCAUGAGGCAGGGUUGGGUUGUGGAGCGGCUGGUGCGCAUCAGCCUGCAGUUCGUGCAGCGCUUCCUGCUGCACACGCGGCCGCAGCUGUACGGUGCGGUACGGCAGCGGGUGGCGGGCCGGCUGCCGGGGCUGAUGUUCUUUGUGGUGAACAGGGACAGCUUGAAGGUGCUCUACCGGCUGCGGCAUCCCGACGGUCGGCCGCCCCUGCCCGCCGAGUCCCCGCAGCCCCGACCCGUGGUUCUGCAACUGCGCAAGCAGCCCGCAGCAGCAGCGGCGGCGACGGGAGGAGGAGCGGCAGCAGCAGCAGAGGUGCCCUGGUUGUUUGUGGACGAUGUGAGCAACUACCACAAGAUUUGCAAUGAGCUGAGCAGGCUAUUCACGGCGGGCGGGGAGGUGGACUCGGCUCUAGGCAGCUUCCUGAUGUGUCUCAUGAUGAGCCACGAGCAGGACCCCGAUCCGGACCGCGACACGACCCGUGGGUCAGCGGAGCGCUACGCCCGCGACCAGGGCUGCGAGGACCUGCCUCCUGGGGAGCCCGAGUGGCAGGUUCCGCUGGGUAUGCUGCAAAUUGAAUCCGUCGCAGCCGCCAAGGCCGCCGCUGCCGCCGCCGCAAACAACCCCGACGACGCAGCGGCGACAGCGCUUCCCGAGCACGACCCAGACGAGCUGCUGGCGGCGCUGUCACCUGAGCCCCGGCAGCGGCCGCAGCAGCGACAGCAGCAGCAGCAGGCGGCGGCGACGGAGGCAGCGGCGGAGGGAUCGCCGCCACCCAACUCGGCACCACGACCCGAGGCCGCGCUGCUCGACAGUCCCUACUACGCCGGGGCGCCUGGCGGGCGGGGCGGCGGGGCGGCUGUUGGGGGCGGAGGCACUGAGGGAGGCGGCGGAGGUGGAGGUGGCGGAUACUUUGCCGGCGGCGGCGGCGGCGGUGGGGGAUGUUUUGCCGGCGGCGGCGGCGGAGGUGGGGGCGGAGGUGGAGGUGCAGGAGGCUUUGCCGGCGGCGGUGAUGGAGGCGGCGGAGGUGGAGGUGGUGAAGGAAGCUUUGCUGGCGGGGGCGGCGGCGGAGGAGGCGGUGACGGUGAAGGACGGGCCGGAAGAGGAGGAGGCGAUGGAGGCUCAACCCUCGACGGUAGCGGCGGCGGCGGCGGAGGCGCCGCACGUCGCAGCAGUAAUGCUGGCGCCGGCGGCGACGGCAGUGCUGGUGCGGGAAUGGCUGAACGCGUUCCUGACGGAGGCGGCGGCGGAGGCGCCGCAGGCGCUGGCAGCGUUGGUAUGGCCGCAGGCGUGAGAGGGGUGCGCAGCAGCAGUGCUGGCUCGGGACGGGGUCUAGGUCGCUUGCUGGGAGUGCUGUCGGGCGGCGGGGGAGGCCGACCCAUGGGUCCGUCAGACCCGGCGGCUGGGACCGGAACUCCGGAGGCAAUGGCGGCGGCGAGUGGACCGGGCGGCGGGGGCGCACGGCGGGUCCUGUUCGAUGACGAUGUGGACAACCGCGGUCGACGACUGCAAUGGCUCCGGCUGCCCGAGCUCAUGGACGAGGACGACAGCCAAGCCCACCAGCUGCUAGCCGAGUUGGGCGCUAGCAUCACGGAGCUGUACGGCACUCCGCUGGAUCCUCCGCCCGCUGAUGAUGACGAGGAUUCUGCCUCCGUCGCCGUUGCGCCCGGCAUCAGUCGUGAGUCCGCUGCCCGCUGGUCCGAGGCGCUGGUGUUUGAGCUGCUGCGGCGGGACGCGGCGGUGGCGGCGGGCGGGUGGCGGGUGGAGUGGGUCAGCGGGCGGGAGGAGUCGCGGCUGGCGCCGUACGAUAUCCUGCUGACACGUGGAGAAGGUGCCAGCCUGGAGCAGGUGUUUGUGGAGGUGAAGAGCAGCACCUCCUGCAACAAGAGGAGCUUCGAGGUCAGCACACAGGAGCUAAGCAAGGCGGCGCAGGAGGGCAGCAGGUACAUCAUCUUCCGGGUGCUGGGUGUGGGCGACCUGGCCUCGCUGGAGCUGCUGGUGCUGGCCGACCCGUGGGACAUGUGUGCACGCAAGGAGCUGCGCCUGUGUCUGCUGACGGGAUAAUGCAUUUGUUAGGUCUUCAUGUGUGUGUUUAGAAAAAAACUGGCCGCCAGUCGGAACGUACUGUGAUUGCCGGAAAAUGAAGUUCCCACAGAAACGCCAUAGGAGCCAUGUGUAUUCACGCAAGGAGGUCGUGGGCGGUGUAGGUCCUGUCUGGCGCAGUAUCACUUAUUAAUGGACUUGGCAAUCGCUGCUGCGACAUGCAAGCAGCCCGGCAGACGCUGGCAAGGCUCCUGCAGGUGCCUAUGCCUGCCUUUGCAAGCUUGCGGGGUUGAUCGAUGACCUGUCUGUUGCCCGAAUAUCUGCGGCAGAGUCCACCGUCGUACACUAGCUUUCCACGCACGCACUACUGUGUCAAGACCAGCAAUAAUUACCAGCAAGUGUUAGCAGGGCUCAGACGAUCUGCCGUGGCUGGCAUUGAUGGCGCAGCUGUUGCCGAGCGACCUGCCC
This is a messenger RNA of Astrephomene gubernaculifera, 12289 nucleotides long. Lineage: Eukaryota; Viridiplantae; Chlorophyta; Chlorophyceae; Chlamydomonadales; Astrephomenaceae. The record is from the annotation of a GenBank genome assembly.